AUGCACUUCUCAACUGCCUCCUUCCUCGCGGUGCUUACCGCCUCCUUUGCCACCGCAGAGCAAAUGCAAAUCAACUACUACAACGACGCGUGCAGCUCCUACGCCGGCCAAGUCGACGUCACCUGGGCGACCAAGCUCUACGGCGGGCCCGACAACUGCUACAACUACCACUUUGGCCAGUUUGCCAACAUUGCCAACUGCUACGAGGGCCGCUGCCUGUGCAACUUCUUCAGCGGACAGAAUUGCGGAGGCAACAACAUUGGUCAGGCCAACAACGGGGGCAACUGUGUCCAGGUGCAGAACGCUCAGUCCUUUGCGUGCUACUACAGCUGA
This is a messenger RNA of Trichoderma reesei QM6a, 333 nucleotides long. RefSeq lists its product as uncharacterized. The transcript has a single exon. The coding region runs from base 1 to 333 and encodes 110 amino acids. Lineage: Eukaryota; Fungi; Ascomycota; Sordariomycetes; Hypocreales; Hypocreaceae. The record is from RefSeq and is a predicted model, not a curated record.